Messenger RNA from Penicillium longicatenatum, 1968 nucleotides. RefSeq lists its product as uncharacterized. Bases 1 to 1968 code for a protein of 655 amino acids. The transcript is spliced from 5 exons. Gene Ontology annotation, molecular function: zinc ion binding; DNA-binding transcription factor activity, RNA polymerase II-specific. Lineage: Eukaryota; Fungi; Ascomycota; Eurotiomycetes; Eurotiales; Aspergillaceae. Gene Ontology annotation, biological process: regulation of DNA-templated transcription. The record is from RefSeq and is a predicted model, not a curated record.
AUGGACCUUGCCGAUUCAAGAUUUACAAAGAAGCGUGAAAGUCGGACACGCGCCCCGACGGCCUGUCAGACAUGUCGUCUACGCAAGACCCGGUGCGACAAUACGAGGCCCACCUGUAGCUAUUGUGCUCUGCAGGGGGUGGAUUGCAUCUAUCCCGAGACGUCCCCACGCUCUAGCCAAUCUGGGUACGAUCCGUCCAAUCAGGAGAUACUGCAACAAUUGAAUCAUAUUUCCUCACUGCUGGAAGAUAUCAAGAGUGACAGUUUGUCAGCUGGUUCCUCGACUCGUUCCCUCCGAGGCUCCUUGCUCGAAUUGACUACCCAAAACCCCAGUCCGCUGACUGAUAUGGGGCUUCAGGGUAUCCAGAAUUCCCGCGGCAGUAGCUCCAAUGAUGAUUAUCGCGCUUGUGAGCACGAUCCUGACAUACUGUAUGCAGCCAGUUCGGCGGAGCUCAUGCUCCGUUGGCCGAUUUAUGAUAGGCUUAUCACAGAUGCGGAGAGGCACAUUCGAUCCUUUUUGCUCGAUCAUCUGGAUUCUCAUUCUCAAUCGGGUGUCCUGCCACCCCAGACGUUGGGUAUUGGCCCCCUUGUGGAUGGUAUACAGCCACUAUGUCGGAAAUACCUCCGGUUAGUGCAUCGGCGGAAUCCCGUAGUGGAUAUAGACAAGCUCGAGCGCUAUGCCCGCGAGGUGACCACACAGGGAUUAGGGUGGGACGGUCCAGCUUGUCUAGUGCUUCUCGUGUGCGCUUUAGCCUGUUCUACAUCUACAUUUAUACCUCUGGGGGACAUACCCGAAGAUCUAGACCGCAUUCCUGGACCGCCUCCUUCUGAUGCUGAUAUUGGCCGUGCAGAGGCCUACUUCCACGCUGCAAAGCAGCGGUUCGGAUCAUUGCAUGCAUCUCCCACGGAUAUUCAGUGCUUUCUUUUAGCUGGAUUUUACCACAGGCAUGUUAUGCGUCCGUUAGAAUCGUGGUUCUGCUUUCAGCAAGCAUCAUGCAGACUAGAAGUUCGACUGCGGUCAUUGUGUAGAGAGCGGUGGCGAGUAGAUGCCAAUUACCAUAACUUGGAGUCUAGGCUAUAUUGGUCUUGUAUUCAAGCUGAAUAUACUCAUACACUGAUUACCAUCCAAAGUGAAAUACAAUGCGAGUUACCUCUGUGGAGUAGUCGCCUUGAAAGAUUGGGAUUCUCAGAGUCAUUCCCAAGGUUCCCGACAUAUCCAUCUUCCCCGGGGCAGAAGGAAGGUGACAAUGAAGCCCAUAUCGAUCUGUUAGGGGAUCACAAUGACACCGAUGAGGAAAGAGGUUGGAGGUUCUACAUUGGAACUAUUUUUAAUCGUCGCACCGUCAAUGACAUGUUAGUAGAUAUGUGGCGGAAUGGGGAGGAUGGAUGGAUAAACAACGUCAGCGGCAUUGUCGAACGGACCUCCGAGGCUGUGAAGGUAGUCACAACCUGGCAUCAAAUGUGCCAAAAUAGCCUCCCGCCCCCAUCCAUAGCCAACCAAGACCUUGAAUUCUUCCUUCUAGGUCGCUACCAUAUCGCAUGUGAGAAGAUCUACCGGCCAGUCCUCUACCUCGCAAUCCACUUCCAAUCUCUCCCACGUUGGGUGCAAGCGACUCCUCAAAUCGCCGAAGCGGUGUUCAGUCAAGCCCAAAGAGCAAUUGACAACUGCGUUGUUCUCCUCCCAAACUGCUGGUAUCAUUUUCGCCACGAAUGGAUCCAUAAUGUCGUGCGCGCUGUGUUUGCUUGCUCCAUCCAGCUUCUUAGUUCUGUGCUGAGCAAUGUGGCUAUUUCGCGGAACCCGAAUCCUGGAGGUUGGGCUUUGAGACCACCUGGAAACUGGGAUGCACUUGUGCGGCUUGGCAUUCGGAUUUUGAAGUUCUGGGAACGUGAGUCUGUGGAUGUGGAGAUCAUGAGGUCGAUGUUAGAGAGGAUGUACCAAGGGACUUAUCGGUUGGCUGGGAUCAGGUAG